AUGGCCAUAAACAAUCGGAUGUUUCUCAGCGAUGUGAGCGACAUGGACUUGGAUCUUCUCGAGCAGAUCUUACCUCACUGUUUCAAGACGCAUUUGAUCCAUAUAGAGAAGUCCACAAAAGACAGAGAUCUGAGUCCGGUGACUGAUAAGCUGUGGAAGAGUUUCUAUGAGAAGGAGUUUGGAAUUGAAUCCACCGAUUCAGUUUCAGAGAUAAUGAAGGAGUGGAAUCUCAAGUUUAAUUGGUCGGAGUUGUACCAGGAGAAAUCAAAGAGAGUGAAAGAGGCUGAGAAGAAAGAAGAUGACAGGAAACUGAGCCGGCAAGUUAGGGUUUGCAAGAAGGUUCCACCAUCUUCAAGUGAUAAAAGAAACAGGCCAAAGAGCAAGUUGAUGAAGAAAAUUGUUAAGGAGUAUUUACAUGAAAUGUCUGGAGAUGCGAAACAUAUGAGUUAUGGAAAAAGAAGAAAAAGAAAGUUGAUGAGCUAUGAAUAUUCGAGGUGCCAAGGGUGCUUUCGGUGA
Molecule: messenger RNA, 516 nt
Organism: Rosa rugosa (rugosa rose)
Lineage: Eukaryota; Viridiplantae; Streptophyta; Magnoliopsida; Rosales; Rosaceae
Exons: 1
Coding region: 1-516 (171 amino acids)
Biological process (GO): transcription elongation by RNA polymerase II
Cellular component (GO): elongin complex; nucleus
Source: RefSeq, a predicted model, not a curated record